Dimorphilus gyrociliatus is the source of this 681-nucleotide messenger RNA. Lineage: Eukaryota; Metazoa; Annelida; Polychaeta; Dinophilidae. The record is from the annotation of a GenBank genome assembly.
UAAAGAAAACCGCUCUUGGCAAAAUAUAAUUAUUCAGUGACACGUCCGUAAGUCUAACGUGUGUUUUUUGAAUAAACAGGAUAUUUUCACACCAAUAGAGGGAUGAUUAAGGCUAUUUUAAUUUUCAAUAACCAUGGCAAGCCAAGAGCGUCUAAAUUUUUUAUACAUUAUCCUGAAGAUAUUCAACAACAAAUAAUUCGUGAAACGUUUCAACUAGUUUCCAAGCGAGAUGACAAUGUAUGCAAUUUUCUGGAAGGUGGAACAUUGGCUGGCGAUUCAGACUUUAAAAUUGUGUAUAGGCAUUAUGCAACCUUAUAUUUUGUGUUCUGUGUAGAUUCUUCAGAAAGCGAGUUGGGAAUACUCGACUUGAUUCAGGUAUUUGUGGAGACAUUAGACAAGUGCUUCGAAAAUGUCUGUGAACUAGAUUUGAUAUUUCAUGUUGACAAGGUGCAAUAUGUUAUGUGUGAAUUGGUUAUGGGAGGUAUGGUCCUGGAAACUAGCAUGGCCGAGAUUAUGACACGCAUUAAUGACCAAAGUAGAUUAGAAAGGGACGAGGUUGUCGCAGGAUUCUCUGCAGCGCCAUCCAAAGCUGUGUCUGCAGUAAAGGAAUUGAACAUUCCUCAAAAAAUAAAGGACAUAAAAAUUGGAGAUUUACCCUCGAUUGGAAGUUUCAAAUUUUGA